GGGAGGUCCGCGCAAGCGCGUUGGGUCUCCUCGAGGCCCCGCCCCCUGAAGCUCGUUAAGGCGUCGGAGGCCAGAGUAAGGAGCGCGGCUGGACGACGGGAAGAGUUGGGAUGGCCACCGGCUGGGGGAGCCUCUUGCAGGAUGAACAGCAGCUGGAGGAGCUAGCAAGGCAGGCUGUGGACCGGGCCCUGGCUGAGGGUGUGUUGCUGAGGACCUCACAGGCACCCAGCUCCUCCGAUGUGGUGAGCUAUGCUCCUUUCACACUCUUCCCUUCCCGGGUCCCGAGUGCCCUGCUGGAGCAGGCCUAUGCAGUGCAGGCGGACUUCAACCUGCUGGUGGAUGCGGUCAGCCAGAACGCUGUCUUUCUGGAGCGGACUCUCUCCAGCACCAUCAAAAGGGACAACUUUACUGCUCGUCUCUUUGCCAUCCACAAGCAAGUCCUAAAAGAAGGCAUUGCCCAGACCGUGUUCCUGGGCUUGAAUCGCUCAGACUACAUGUUCCAAUGCAACCCAGAUGGCUCCGCAGCCCUGAAACAGAUUGAAAUCAACACCAUCUCUGCCAGCUUUGGGGGCCUAGCUUCCCGGACCCCAGCUGUGCAUCGACAUGUUCUCAGUGUCCUGGGUAAGACCAAAGAAGCUGCCAAGAUCCUCUCCAAUAAUCCAAGCAAGGGACUGGCCAUGGGGAUUGCCAAAGCCUGGGAGCUCUACGGCUCAGCCAAUGCUCAGGUGCUACUGAUUGCUCAAGAGAAGGAAAGGAACAUAUUUGACCAGCGUGCCAUAGAGAAUGAGCUACUGGCCAGGAAUAUCCAUGUAAUCCGACGAAGGUUCGAAGAUGUCUCUGAAAAGGGGUCUCUAGACCAAGACCGAAGACUAUUUAUGGACGGCCAGGAGAUUGCUGUGGUUUACUUCCGGGAUGGCUACAUGCCAAGUCAUUACAGUCUACAGAACUGGGAAGCACGCCUGCUCCUGGAGAGGUCAUGUGCUGUCAAGUGCCCGGACAUUGCCACCCAGCUGGCCGGGACCAAGAAGGUGCAGCAGGAGCUGAGCAGAGUGGGCGUGCUGGAGUCCUUGCUCCCCGGGCAGCCUGAGGCUGUGGCCCGCCUCCGAGCCACCUUUGCUGGCCUCUACUCACUAGACCUGGGUGAAGAAGGGGACCAGGCUAUCACCAAGGCCAUUGCUGCCCCUAGCAGCUUCGUGCUAAAGCCUCAGAGAGAGGGUGGAGGUAACAACCUAUACGGGGAGGAGAUGGUACAAUCCCUGGAGCGGCUGAAGGACAGUGAGGAGAGAGCCUCCUACAUCCUCAUGGAGAAGAUCGAACCCGAACCUUUUAAGAAUUGUCUACUGCGACCCGGCAGCCCUGCCCGAGUGGUCCAGUGCAUUUCAGAGCUGGGCAUUUUCGGGGUCUAUGUCAGGGAGGGAAAGACACUUGUGAUGAACAAGCACGUGGGACAUCUGCUUCGAACCAAAGCCAUUGAGCAUGCAGAUGGUGGUGUGGCAGCUGGAGUGGCAGUCCUGGACAACCCAUACCCUGUGUGAGAGCACAGCCAGGCCUGCCCGGACUUCACUCAAAAGACCUUCCAUGCUUUGUACUGAUUAUUCCUCACCUGCCCUCCUGAGGGGCUGCCCUCCCCUUACCUUGGGAAGGCUGGUCUCUCAGGAAGGGCAAAUGCUGGGUAUCUUUCCCCCCCCACCCCCUGCCCCCAGCUUUCCCUUCUGAGAACCAGAAAAGCUGUGUUUCUCCUAGAUGCGAUCUAGAUGGCCCUAAAACCUCAGGGUGUAGAUACAGCUGAAAGGAAACUGAUUUGAGGUCAGGGUCCAUAACCUUGCCACUCUCCUGUUAGCCCCUUCUCAGCCUUUCCAGCAGGUUCUGGACUUGGGCUAGGACUGAGGGGUGGGAGGGAAAGGGUGGGGGCACAGCCUUUCCCCACCUCUGCCUUAAAUAAAACUACUUUGCUGAU
Dama dama (fallow deer) is the source of this 1957-nucleotide messenger RNA. It is a transcript of the gene GSS, whose product is annotated as glutathione synthetase. The coding region runs from base 111 to 1535 and encodes 474 amino acids. The record is from RefSeq and is a predicted model, not a curated record. Gene Ontology annotation, cellular component: cytosol. Gene Ontology annotation, molecular function: glutathione synthase activity; ATP binding; glutathione binding. Gene Ontology annotation, biological process: glutathione biosynthetic process. The transcript is spliced from 13 exons. Lineage: Eukaryota; Metazoa; Chordata; Mammalia; Artiodactyla; Cervidae.